CUGAUCAAAGGUAACGAAUGUGUAUCAAUUUAUUGUAUUUCUACGUUGAUAUUUGAUGAAAAAUGUCAAAGAAAUUGAAUAAAACCUGGAUUGAUUAUAACAGUCUUGCUCCUUUUGAGGAUAGGCAUAAUAUCAUAAGUCAUGAUGAUUAUAUGGGAAGAAAUAAUAAAGGAUUUAAUCUAGGAGAAUCUAGAUCUUGUAUCCAGCCAUUAUUCAAGAUCAGACUUAACAGAUCUUGGGACAAAACAUUUUCUCGAGAAAGAAAUAAUCCUCCAUAUGGAAACAGAAACUUCAAAGAAAUCCAAUUUGGACCUAGAUUGCAGUUUAUAGUUAAAGAUUGCAAUUGGUAUAGAAUCAGUAUACCAUUUGGCCACAAAUAUAAAAAAGAUUAUGUUUUAAAAUCUCUAUUAAGCUACAUGGCACCUGAAGUAUUUGUUCCUAUAUUGUAUAAGAUAACGGGAUACGAAGCCUUUUUUUUUGUCGACGAUUAUAAGACCGCAAACGCAUUGUUAAAUUGUGAUCGCAAAAUCACAAUGGUAGAUGGCUUCAGAUUACAAGUGAGAGUAAAAUCAGGAUUUCCACAAUACGACAUUAAUGAUAAAUAUAAGGAACGAUUAAAACAAGUUCUAUCCAAAAGAUAUAUACAAGAAACAAAUGCUUUGGAUUUGUCAAAAUUUCAUCAAGAUCCUGAUCUCAUUGAUGAUUAUUGCUGUGCAUUAUUUCGCCCUUCAAUAUUGAUGACUGUGUUAGAUAUCGUAGGCGAACAUAUGCCAAAUUUAGAAAUCUUGAACUUAGAAAACAAUAAGCUGCAUAACAUCGAUAAACUCAGCGAAUUAAAUAAAAAAUUUACGAAGUUGAAAAUUCUUCACAUCGGCGAUAACAAAAUAAAAGACAUCUAUCAAGUAGACGCUAUUAAAGACUUAAAAUUGGAAGAACUGAAAUUGACUGGAAACCCUGUCUGUAACAAAUAUAUAUCUCAACAAAAUAAUUACAUUUGCGAUAUCCGGAAACGGUUUCCGAAGCUACUGCGUCUGGAUGACACGGAAUUACCACGACCAAUUGUGUUCGAUGUGAUUGAUAUUGCAAAAAUACCAAAAUCACAAAAAAUGUUUUUUACUGAUUCGAACGCGCAACAAAUCGCGCAUCGAUUUUUACAACAGUAUUUUACGAUAUUGGAUAGCGAGAAUCGUCAAUUUCUACUUGAUGCAUAUGACGAACAAGCAUAUUUUAGUAUGACAAUAACUGCUUCCUCUGCUAACAAAUUAAAACAAUAUCUUAUGAAUAGCCGGAAUUUAUUUAGAGUACAUGACAUAGUUAGAAGACAGAAAUUAUUGAAGUAUGGUAGAUUACCAGUAGUUUCUUUCAUAUCAGAGAUGCCACAAACAAGGCAUCUCCUAAAUACUUUUACUAUGGAUAUUGUACUUGCUACACAAACAAUGAUGUUUAUUACGUUAACAGGCUAUUUCCAAGAGCUUGAUAACAAGGAACAGCCUAUCCGCUAUUUCAAUCGAACAUUCAUAAUUAUUCCAGAAGGUAAUGGAUAUUGUAUACGCAAUGAACAAUUACAUAUUAGUCAGCCAUCUGAGGCACAACUGAAGCAAUUGAAUCAACAGAUUCAGCCAAAGACAUCGGAGCUGUUGCCCGCUGAGACAACAAAAUCUAUAGCUCCGGAAUUAAGCGAAGAGAUAAAACAGCAAAUGAUAGUGGUAUUAAGUCAGCAAACAAACAUGAAUUUGGAAUGGAGUUUAAAGUGCUUACAAGAGAUGCAAUGGAACUAUAAUAAUGCACUCUUUGCUUUUCAAGAGUUUUUCAAAUGUGGUCAAAUACCAUCAGAAGCAUUUACGAAAUGUACAUAAGUAAAACAAUUCACUGUGAUAAUAAUAUAAAAAAACGCCAAAAAUAGAACUUCUUGUAAAAUACAGAACUUGUAAUUCAUGUUUGCUUGCUUGUGUUUAUAUUUUAUACUUAUAUUUUACCAAAAGCUGAAGGAAAAAUAUCAGUAUUAGAAAAAUAAUACAAUUAUUUAUAUGGGAAUUCGUCUUGUUUCAAUUUAUAUUAACAGAGAUGCUUAUAAAAUACAUGCGAAGUUUGUUAAAAAUUAUUAGCAGAAUCUUGAAGAAUACUUUUAUUUUAUUUUAUUUUUUUUUUUUUUUAUUGCGAUUCUUAUGAGUUUUUAAUAAACUUCUAAGACAUAAAAUAUUUUUAAUCUUCAUACUAUUCAGUGGUACCAAUAAAAAUACUACAAAACUAUAAAUUUUCUCAAUGGAAAUAUUUAUAAAAUAAUUUACUAAAAAAUCUUUUAUUUGGAAGAAGAUUUACAAUAAAGAAACAAAAUUUGUUGUGUGAAUGAAUGCAUAAUAUAAUGUAAUAGAAUUAUAAUAAAACACAAAUUUUUUAGGAUAUAUAUGAUGAGAAGUUAUUUGUAAUAAAUUAAUAAAACAUUCGAAUAAUAAUAAUGAUAACUGAUAAUAUCUUAAAAAAGCAAAAAUUAUCUUUAUAUAUUUUUAUUGAUGCCACUAUAUUGAUAAGUGAGUACAUUAUUAUGGAAAUGUACAAACUAUUAUAGAAACAAAGAUUAUAAGCAUCUGAUAAUAAAACAGGUCGGAUUCCAACUUAUUUUGAAUAGUGCCAGAUAAAUAUUUUAAUAUUUUGUUAUAGAUUAUUUUCUGUUCUUUUAAAUCUUCAAGUUUUAAUGUACAAUAUAAUUUUUUUUUUUAAAAGAGUUAUUUAUAUCACAUAGAGUAUAAGUAAAAAUAUAGUUAAUAUAAUGUUAAAAUUCGUUCAGCAUAAUAUCUACAUAUAGCAUUAAUAACAAAAAUAUUUUUUUAUAUAUAAAAAAAUUCCUAACAGUUUUCUAUUAAUUGCUCUUGCAUUAUAGAUAGGCGUUUACAACAUACAUUACAAUUUCUAACAUAUAUAUAUAAA
This is a messenger RNA of Cataglyphis hispanica, 2925 nucleotides long. Its product is annotated as nuclear RNA export factor 1-like. Gene Ontology annotation, molecular function: protein binding; RNA binding. Lineage: Eukaryota; Metazoa; Arthropoda; Insecta; Hymenoptera; Formicidae. The coding region runs from base 63 to 1856 and encodes 597 amino acids. The record is from RefSeq and is a predicted model, not a curated record. Gene Ontology annotation, biological process: poly(A)+ mRNA export from nucleus. Gene Ontology annotation, cellular component: cytoplasm; nucleus. The transcript has 10 exons.